CAGGUGAUGGGCGUGAGCGGUGUGAAGUGCUGGGUGGCGCUGGCCUGCUGCUGCCUGUUGAUGAGUCAGCUGACCUCCGCUGCACCGCCAGACUAUGACACCCUGAACUACAUGUACGACUGGCUGGCGGAGCACGAGGUGGGUCGCCGCGCCCCGCCAUCCAUGCGGCUACGAUUCGGCAAGAGGGACAUGGGGUGGCAGGUGGCCCAACGCUCCAUGCCUUCCCUCAGACUCCGCUUCGGCAAAAGGAAUGUGGAUCAGGUUGACCCUCUCUUCGACCACGACCUCAUUCGCAAGGACGCCCGCACGCCCGCCCUAAGACUGCGGUUCGGGAAGAGAGACACAACAACUUACGGGGAGGAGGACGGGGCCAGCCAGGAGCAGUAAUGGUUACAUAGCGAGGGCUGCGUGGCUCGCUGACGGCAGCGUGGCUCGCCGAGGCUGACUGGCCGGUUGGCUGCGCGGCGCCGUCUGCCCGGCGUGCCGCAGGGAAUCAUUCACGCCAUCUGGACUCCAAACCGCCCAGCCCACUUCGCUCCUUCUCCCCCCUUAUGUCUUGUGGUUUCUAAUUAAAGGUUUUCCUCCGACUGAUUUUAUUAAGACUGUAAAAAAGGAACAUAAAAAACAAUGUAAAGACACUCCUAUCACAUUAUAUAGAUUUCAACUAUAUAUAUAUAUAUAUAUAUAUAUAUAUAUAUAUAUAUAUAUAUAUAUAUAUAUAUAUAUAUAUAUAUAUAUAUAUAUAUAUCAGGCGAUCUCGUGCGAAGACAACCCACCAUCUGCAUUAUGCAUACGUUAACAACACUUGCCGAGACAUCUUUGCACAGCUGACUCACCGGGCAUGAGGCAGCACCACCAGCAAGGCGGAAAGGCAAAGGACCCGGUGUUACUGUAAAAUGUACUGUUUGUGUGUCGAAGAUGCUCUCCCUCUAGAGUCUAGACCUUCUGUUUAGUUCACUGUCUAAGAAUGAGUUUUAGUGAUACUCUUGCCUCAAAAUGAAGCCUAACUUAAAAAUGAUCAAUAGAACCGUCAGGAGUCAACUGAUGCUCCAAAAAAGAAUUAUCAGGUCUCACUAGAAGGCCACUGGUAGCAGAAAAAAACGGACAUGGACUCCAAUGAUCCGCCUGCCCCUUUCCCGCGGCGAGACAGAACCACCGCUGGCGUCUUUACGAGGCAAGGCAGACGAAGGCGAAAUAUAAUCGUUAUUUGCAGUGGCAUAGCGGGGGAGGGGAAUCUAACUAAACCCCAAAAAGACCAGUAAAAAUAAUGAAAAAGUGGUAUUACAUUGAAUUGGAAGCUGUGGAUUUAUAGAAAGGAAAUGCAUAACUGAGGGUCAAAUUCGACUCUAAAAAAACAUUAUCAUGCAUUAAUCUCUCUAAUUUGAAAAUGUCUGCAUGGUAAUUAAGGAAUGAUGACGAUGAUUAAUCAAAUCUACGGUGAAAAACUCUUAUUACAUAAAACUAUACUGAAUCUCACUCUCUUUGGAGGCUCGUUGUCAUUCAUUGGUUAUUAAUAAGCAAUUCCAUUUACUGUGAAAAUGCAAAAUGCUGCUUUAGCUUGUAGUUUUAUCAUCCCGUGCUUAUACUAAUUUUUCAACAGCAAAAAAUAUAAAGUUCCUAAGAUAAGUACGAGAUAAACACGCCCUCCAGCACACUUCCCUGGACAGACUUCUCAAGGUGUCCGCCACUGAAGAAAAGCAGGCAGUCCUCCUCCAGCAGUUCUCCUUCUCCGAGCCACGGCUGGGCGGCUUCAGACCUUCCCUUCCCCCUCCCGUCCUGCAAACCUCACCCCGACGGCCAUAGUGGAUUGAAUCAUUAUAGUUCUUUGUUAUUUCUUUUGACAGGCAUUAUUGAGUUUUUGUAACAGUAAUGCAAGGUUGUGUGUGUCCAGAAAUACAAGGUAUUUCAUGCCCUUGGUGAUACCAAGCAACCUUUCGUUUGAUUAGUGCCAGGUGUUUGAUAUCUCGCGUCAUGACAUAAUGAGGUCAGGUCCCGUGCCCCUUCAGGUAAUGGAAACGAUUAUUCAAAACAAAUGUUGUAAACUAACUGCCACCAAACGCGAGCUUAAGAGCAUUGAAUCAUGAGACAUAUGAUAAGCCAACAUUAUGGUGUUAACGUUUGACGACAGAAGCCAGUCAUGUUUGAUAAUAAUGACCAAGUUCUUGGCUUAGAAGGGGAAGGAAAGAAGGAAGUUAUUUAUCUCAAUCGUGUAAUGCAGAAAAGUCCACAGCACUAUGUAACAAAAAUACAGCGUGAGAACAGCUUCAAAUUAGGAAAUGUAACACUUGGCGCCUUGCCAGUUGGUGUCUGUCUCGUCUGAGUGGCAGCGCAGCGAAGUAAAGACGCCGGCAGUAUGUCUUCGUAUCGUCUCUUCCCUACGAACAUGUGAAUUGGCUUCGAUAUGUUAUGUAAGGCUGGUCAUUUUGGAAUAGACUUACCAUUAGAAUAUUGUAGGCCUGAGAGUAAAUAAAUAAUUUAUUUUGA
Messenger RNA from Eriocheir sinensis (Chinese mitten crab), 2484 nucleotides. RefSeq names its product short neuropeptide F-like (gene sNPF). The record is from RefSeq and is a predicted model, not a curated record. NCBI's taxonomy places the organism in Eukaryota, Metazoa, Arthropoda, Malacostraca, Decapoda, Varunidae. The transcript is spliced from 4 exons. Bases 7 to 387 code for a protein of 126 amino acids.